AAGACAAAAACUCAGAUGACGAUACAGUUAUUUGGCUAUUUAACUGUGUCUUGUGCUCACUCUGAGGUCCAACCUGUUUUACCUGUCUUCACCUGCUGCCCUACCAUUUGGCAGCCCGCUGUACCCAGGGCGAGCUUCAGCACAGACACAGCUCUGUGGACGUCAAGAGUAGCAACUGUCCUUUUCCAAAUCCGCCCGCAUUACCAGAAGUACAACUUGUGACUGUGAAUCGAUUCGAGAGAGAACACAGGAUUCUUUGUCUGUCUAUUUGUAUUCCUUCAACAGAAACAGCGAAGUACGAGUAAGAAUGAAAACCAGCUUUGCAUUUACCUAGCCUAUGUGCUAAUUAGAGUUAAUACCAAACAGAGAAGGGCGGGAGUUGACGAGGAGGAGAUGGAGGAGGGGGUGAUGGAAGCGGACGUCAGCACAGAUGACAUAGAGGCAAUCAUGGAGAACAUGGAGUACAUCCCGGGCUACUUCCACCUGGAGCUCAACCUCAACGGCAACCCGACAGGGCCCGUGGAUUUGCGGCAGCGGGACACCCACCUGAGGCUGGACGGCCUGCGGGCGGAGGUCGAGGCGGAGUCGGGGUACCUGCAGUACGCCGUCCGCAACCUCCUGGGCUUCCUGGCCUUCCACCUUGAGCAGCUGGAGGUCGCAGAGGAAAGGUUCAGAGACAUCUGUAAGGAAGACCCUGGGAACCUCAACGCCUGGGCCAACCUGGGCUACGUCUAUGACAAGCUGGGCCAGGAGGUGGAGGCUGGGGAGUGUGUGGAGAAGGUGUCCCAGCUGAUGGGCCUGGACGGCGGGGAGGCGUGUCAGGAGGAGUCCCGGCUGCUGGCGGCCCGCUGUCUGGCCGAGCAGGCCUACGUCCAGCCCUAUGACGUGGAGCUAGACACUGAGGAGGAGCUGAGAGACCGACUGAGCACGGCACUAACCCUGUACAACCGGGCCCUGGACUACGCAGGGGAUCUGAUACAACUGGAAGAAAAAAGAAGUUGGUAUUUUAAAAUGGCAACCAUUUACAUCAGGCUAGAUGACAUAGUGAAGACCAAGAAUGAUUCUGAAUAUUCCAGGCUUUCCCACUACAACAAGGGACUUAGGCUUCUGACUGAAGCACUCAAGUCAAAGAAAACACAGCUCAAAGCUCUUUCCUGGUGUUAUAUUGGCAUCAUGCUGGAAAAGAAGGAGGAGUUCUCCACGGUGCCCAUGUCUAUACAUGACUGUGGUCUCUCCGGCUCAGACCCCCUGUCCUGCCACGGAACCGCCAUAAAGCUGGCCAGCGACAAUGCGUUCGUCCUGAACCUCCUUGCCAAGCUGUUUUUCGUGCUGGGGAAACAGGAGAUGUCCAUGGGGAUCUGUAAUAUGGCUCUCAGCGUGCUGCCAGACCCUGAGCUCAACUACCAGGCCUACUGCACCCGGGCCAAGAUCAACGUGAUGGCUUACGUGAGGGACCUGGAGAGGUACAAGCAGGGAGAGGGAGGGAUCCCGGACAGACAGCAGCUGGCCGAAGCGAAGAGGGACCUUGACAAAGUCCUACACGUACACCCCUGCCUGAGGACACACAUGGAGAUGGCUCAGGUGCUGUACUACUCGGGUGUUGAUGCGCUUCAGGAAAGCCUGCUGGUGGACGAGGGAGCGGUGAACAGCGCCCUCGUGAGCAUAUCCCAGUCCCUGCAGCAGGAGCCGGGCCCCAGCCUCCCAGACCUCCACCUGCUCCGGGGCCGCUGCCUCCUCCUGAAGGGAGAGGAGCAGAACGCUGCAGACUGCUUCAAGAGAGCGAUGGAGCUGGAGAGGCCCGGGAGCGGUGACCCCACGGCUCUGCGCUGCCUGCUGGAGACUCUCCUGGCGCUGUUCGCCCAGGGAGGCCCCGAACCCGGCCCGGGGCCCGUGGUCACCCAGCUUGAAGAGUCGCUGCACAGGGCAGAACAGAGGUAUACCGAAAAGGUGGUGCAGGAUGAGCUGAGGCACCUGUAUCGCUCGCACACCGCUGAGGUCACAGAGCUGUCUCGAGCUCUGAUUAAAGCGGGCCGGCUGGACCUCGUGAGGCGGCUCCUGGAGGCCUUACAGCCGAAGCUGCCCAGUAGAAAGAAAGGGCUUUUCAAGUCUUAUUCCAUCGCAUGAAUCAAGUGUAUUAUUCGCACCAUCCAUUCUUUCUUUCUUUCAUGGUUAUUUCGAAUAUGUAGACAAAACAAAAACUUUUUUUUUUUGCAAAAAACAACAACAAUAAAGCCAUUCAAGAAUGAAUAACAAAAACAAAAAUAAUGAUAGUAAUAGUAAAAAUAAAAAGCUAAAAGAAACAAGAAAUAAAAAUAAACAUUAAUGUAAACAUAUCCGAAAAGGAGUGAGAAGAAGUAAAAACAUAUGUACUCCCACCCCUCUUAUUACUUACUCUGUAUGUUUAUUAAUAAUAAUAAUAAUAAUAAUGAUAAUAAUAAUAAUAAAUGUAUAUAAUAGGGCUGUCAAGCGAUUAAAAUAUUUAAUCACGAUUAAUCGCAUUAAUGUCAUAGUUAACUCAUGAUUAAUCGCGAUUAAUUGUAUAUUUUUUUCUAUGCUAAAUAUCCCUUCAAUUCUUUGUCCCAUUAAUUUUUCUCAUUUUAAUGCUCUUAUCAACAUGGAGAAAUGCAUCGGCUUGCCUUGUGCAAAUGUUUUUUUAUUGAUAACAACAUUGGCAUAUACUGAUCAAAACAGGACGGUACAAAAAAAAUGCCUAUAAUGCAAUCAAACGAUGAACAUACAAAGAUAUGCCUUGAACAUAGCAGUCAGGCUACUGCUUCUUUGUUUUGAGCCCAAAAAAAAUAAAAAAAAUAUUUUUUAAAAAAUAAUAAUUUGCGUUAAUCGCGCGUUAAAAAAAAUUAACGCCGUUAAAAUUGGUUUGCGUUAACGCCAUUAAUAACGCGUUUAACUGACAGCUCUAAUAAAAAUGUUAUGUUACGUAAAUAAAUAUACAUAUAAGUAUGUACAUAUAUAUAUCUACAACAUACAUUUAACAAGUAACAGUAUGAACCAUUGAAACUAAAUGAAUCACCUCACCACAGCAUCUUUUACACUUUCAGUCUCCCAACAGGCUGAGAGAGCGCAACACGCUUCACAUGUGGUCUGAUUAUAUAAAAAGCAGAUUGGACCAAACACAAUUCCUAAAUUAAAUAUUGAAUAUUGAAAAGUUUGAAGCUCAAUCCAAUCAAAGCAUUGUGGAAAUGAUAAUACACUUUAAAUUUAAAUAAUUGUUUUGUAUUGCAUUUUUUGAUGUGUGUUAUGUUAUUAUGUUUUAUAUGUAGCAGAUUAAAUAACCUGACACAUUUCUGUAACAGUGUGUGUGUGUGUGUGUGUGUGUGUGUGUGUGUGUGUGUGUGUGUGUGUGUGUGUGUGUGUGUGUGUGUGAGUAUAAUUUAUGUAUUAUAGCCUUUGUCUUGGUGGCACAGCGGAAAGAGGAGUUUGUUAUCAACCGUCUCAAGUGAAAUGUCAUGUAGGAAAUGUAACGCUUACAGACAGUAGGGGGAGGGGGGAACGUGGGUGCUACACACUGGUGGUGGUUAGUGAGGUCCCCCCCUUCACUGUAAAGCGUCUUUGAGUGUCUAGAAAAGCUCUAUAUAAAUUCAAUCCAUUAUUGUUAUUAUAAUCGACUACAUACCGAGUUUGUUUAACGGCACCGUUGCAACCCCCUUGAACUGAGAAUCAUGGCUUUUAGCACGAGACAAGGCAUCUACCAAUACAUUAUCAGGACUGUUUCUUGGACUUACAGGUUGUAGUUUUAGACAAUCAAGGACCAGGGUAUCAGCGGUUGCUUCUGGUUGCACAACAUUUGUGAUGGAAGUGGGAUAUGGUCUGUAUCAACACUGUUGAACAUUUCGGUCAAAUGCUUCAAUGGUAGCCAACGAAUUGACCUGUGAUGGCCCCUUUUUGCUUUAACCGGACCACCUGUCCCUGACCCACCUGCUUACCUAAGUAGGUGUCAGGCGCUUUACUGAAGUCACAUUUGACAAGAUUGAGAGUUAGAGAGGCCUUUGCCAACCUCUCGAACACCAUUGUCAGAACUUGCAUAUCUGACCAUGUGCAAGAAUACACCACCAGAUGUGUGUUUGAAUUGGGGAACACAAAUUUAACAGAUUUAAUAACCUUGAAACGUUGGAGGGGUAUUACGCAGUCCAAAGGAUAGGAUAUUAUAUUGCAAAAGAUAUCAGAUGCUCAUGACGGGUGGUAAGGCUGAACGAUUAAUCUAAUGAAAACGGACAUUGCGAUAUAAUGGAACACAAUUUGCAAAAAGAAAAGGCCGAAAAAAAAGACAAAAGGGUUACUGCAGUAAGAUUCUUUUUUAAUUUUUCUUUUACAAUUCAAUAGUUAAAUAAAGAUGUUUUAAUAUCAAUUCAUGCAUCAAUUUAUCUCAACACAUAGGCAUGGCCUAAAGCGAAGAGUAGUUUAUACGUAUGUGACUGCUUCCAAUAUUGUGUCGAAAAUACUAUAGAAGGAUUUAUUGGUUUUGUUUAGUGAAUAAUACAGAACAUAAGGAACUUUAAGAAGAAAAAUUGCAUACUAAAUUGUCAUCGCAAUAUUGGUCGAAAUAAUCGCAAUUAGAUUAUUUCCCCAAAUCGUUCAGCCCUAACGUAACCUAGCCCCUCCAACAAGUGCCCUUUCAGCAGGAAACAGGUCAGACCACAGUGUGUUUAGUUUGCAUUCAACUAUUGACCUCAGACGUCACUGUUCCGAUCUGGCGCAUCUAAUCUCCAAAGUCCCGACUGUGUUGUGCAUGGCCUCAUAAACAGUUUACGCCAGAGUCAGAUCGGGCAACACUUGUAACUGCCCAUAUUGCAGCGCCUUGUUGAAACACUUAAAGUCCUCCAUCGAAUUUAGGUUACCUGGUUCAUGAACGAAACCUUAAUAGUUAGAAUAGGUUUUGAAGGCAUUUUAUUGACGAUCUUCCAGUUGUCAAUGAUGGAUCGAUAAUCUAUUUUUGUAGCGACUUGGUCGAUAUCAUCCAACAAGUUUAUCUCGUUACUCUGUUGCUUAUUAGAUUCCAUUAUGUUGGACUCAACUAAAUUGAGUUCAAAGGUCGCACUUACAGGGUAACCUGGAAAGAAUCUAUAUUUAAACCGUGUAGUCUCGCUAGCGGGGCCCUCAGGGUUCUGUCCUGGGCCCCAUUCUGUUUACUCUGUACACAUAUUUAGCUUUGUUUGCUUUACCCACAUAAGGUCAGAAAUGUUUAAUUCAAUGCAUAUAACUUUUUACUGAAACCCUAUCAUAAUAAUUUCCUCGUAGGAGAUGUACAAAACACACUCUUUCUCUUCACCAUUCAGCAAGCGUCGUAUGUGAACAAACCAUAAUCGAUCACUGGUUUGUUAAAAAGAUGUAUAGCUCAAAUAUAAGCUGACUUUUAAAUUUAAGUAGCAAGCAUCGAUAUGUAUAAAGAAGGUACUUGACCCUUCCCAUCAAGCAUAUCAACUAUUGUGAUUCAGGAUCCGGUUUCAUGAAGGCCAUUGCUUGAAAGUAAAAAACAAUGUCAAAGAUUAUUUUGGUCCCUCAUGGCAUAGAUGACUUGAAAUGAAAAACAAAUCCAUGAUAUAAAAAUGCUUGCGUAUUUCAUUGAUUAAAACAGGGCCAUCAGAGCAGACCUAAUAUAAUCCAAAGAAUGAACGGUUUGUUUUAUUACCGAAUAAAAUCAACAGGGGGCGCCUCUAACACACACAUAUUAUAUUUCUACACAUUGACUUAUUGCAAUAUUUUUUUUUUUGGCUGAAUGACCAAAGAACUUCUCUAAUGAAAAUGUCACUUCUCAAUGGGCCUCAACCUGCAUGAACCUUACUCACAAAUUUGUGCUUAAAUCGUUCAUACAUGGAAUAGAGAGCAAUUCUCGCAUUCAACAAAAUCCUUGAAUUUAGAUUUUUCUCUUAGGUACGCAGUGUUCCAAAGUGCUAGAAGUCAAGUACGGUUUAGCCUUGUGAGACCAUCCUGAUAUUCACGUUUGCGUUCUGCAAUAAAUAUCAGUCUGGCCUUGGCUGGGAAGCAAUGGAUUUCCAAAUAAAUGCAUAGCCUUAAAUUGUUUAAAACUCGGAUGUGCUUGCGUGCCCUUUUCACAUCCGAUUGAAAGUAAAGCAAAAAUAUACGUGAUCUGAAAAGAUUGUUCCAAAGCAUUUCAACAAUUUGGGAAAACGCUUUCAAAGACACUGACUGAUAUGCAGAGUGAAGAAACAGGAUGUGAACACCAAGAUCAGGAUGGUCACACCAGGCCGUGUGAUUGGUCAAAUUAAAGAAAAAUGUUGUUGUUGUGAUUCCUAUUCCUAAGGAUUAUAAUCAAAUAACUUUGAAAACAAUUAAUUCUAGUCUUCUAUGUAUAAUUUUGUAACUCUUGUCUUGUUUUGCAGUCAGAUUUAUAUAAUUGCAUUAGGUCAUAUUAGGCCGAUACGACAAUAAUGCCCCAAAAAAUAGUUACAAUAAAAAUAGGCUUAAUGUAGGGCUACGAUGUUGCAUAGGCUCUAGAAUAACUGAAUACUCUGUUUGGUUUCCGCAGAGUAGGCGUGGGCCACACAAUGAAGAUACGGUGUUUGCUCCAUCAACUUGUCUUUAUUUAAGAUUGUAGUGAUACAGCUCUUGGGGGGCACAUAUAAAUCAGGGCAUGAUCCUCAUUCAGGAACCGUGUGGCACUGGGGUUGAUCUGUUUUUGCCCCCAGUAUCUGUUCCCCGACCUCCACCGGGAGAAGAGGCAAUCGUUUGUGUGCUGUCUUGAAUGAUCUUCAUGGCACUGGUCCUCCACUGCCUAGCAUAUGUCCCGGUAGACUGGGGAGAGCGGGUGGUACGUCCAGCCGACAGAACCUCCCUCUGCAAUGCCCCGUACUCCUUCAGGGUGCUACUCCCGUACAAGGCAGUGGGACACCCUACAUUUCCACAGACGUCUGAGGUGAUUAAAGCGCUGCCGGGACCGAGUAUCCCGGUGAACAUCCCACGUCCGGUCGGGUCCGCUGGGAUGAGGACACCGAGGUACUUCAGGCUGCUCAGUGCUCACCCUCUCCACAGGGGCCCCAUUAAUGACCCCUGUUGAGGGUCAGGGAUGAAGUGGUGGUUGACAACUCAUACCAACUGGGUUGUCAAGAAGUCAAGGACCCAUAACAAAGGUUUGGUGACAAGCUUGUGUGUGUGUAUGCGUGCGUGCGUGUGUGGGUGUGCGUGUUGAUUGAUCUAUAGAGGCAGGCUAAAUGCACUAAACUAAAAAGUCCAGAGUCCUUCAGAGCUCUGUGCUAUGUGCACUUGCCCAAACUGCCCAAAUUCAUCAUGAUUACCCAUUAUUUCAGACUCUUUCAGUGACGGCAUAUGGCUGAUCAACAAGGCUUCAAAAGGUUGUGUAGCCAAAGAUAAUUAUAAUUGUCUAUUGUAUUAAUGUCUUUCAGAGACACAAAACAACAUUUUCAUCGGAAGAGGUAGGCUAACAAAGCUAGCGUAAAUUCUAGGUCAAAUUAUAGUAUAGUAGAUUUUAUUUGGACAUGGACAUGACAAUGUCAUUGGACGAACCAGAUGCAUUGUUUACAGUGUAUUAGCAUAAAU
Molecule: messenger RNA, 7530 nt
Organism: Gadus chalcogrammus (walleye pollock)
Lineage: Eukaryota; Metazoa; Chordata; Actinopteri; Gadiformes; Gadidae
Gene: ttc22
Product: tetratricopeptide repeat domain 22
Exons: 9
Coding region: 394-2124 (576 amino acids)
Molecular function (GO): protein binding
Source: RefSeq, a predicted model, not a curated record